UCUGGUAGCCAUGAAUUCCAGCUAGCUAGCCACCGACAACUGUCAGCACACUUGAGUAAAACCAUCCAUGUCAAGACACAAGGAGGAUUUUCAAAGUCUUGUGCUGCUUCUGUGUACAUAUAGGGGCACACCAGCCUGCCUACCGCCCUACUGUGAAUCGAUCCAGCUGGCUCAGUGACUAGACCAGAAGACCUUGGCACCGUUGUGUGCCAGCUAAUUUCAAGACCUAAGGAUUUCUGAAUCCAGAAGAUGAACGGUCUGUCCAUACGGGAGCUAUGCUGCCUGUUCUGCUGCCCCCCUUGCCCCAGCCGCAUUGCAGCCAAACUGGCUUUCCUCCCUCCGGAGCCCACCUAUGCUCUUCUCCCUGACCCAGAUCCAGGUUCUGGAGCUGGCCCUGCAUCGGGGUCCAACUCUGGGGCUGCUCUGCCCUCUCUUGGAGCCCCAGGACUGCGUUCCCGGCUGGGCACUGGUACUGGAAGUGACAGAGGAGGUGGAGGUGGUGCCGGUGCUGGUGGAGGAGGAGGAGGAGGAGGUGGUGGUGGAGGUGGGGGCGGCGGCGGCGGUGGCAGUAGUGGUGGCGGCAGCGCUGGGAGUGAGGGCAGGUGGAAGCUGCAUCUCACAGAGAGAGCAGAGUUCCAGUAUUCGCAGAGAGAGCUGGAUGUGACGGACGUAUUCCUGACCAGGUCUAGCCGAGGGAACAGGGUUGGAUGUAUGUACAUUCGCUGUGCCCCCAAUGCCAGGUUUACAGUGUUGUUUUCCCACGGUAAUGCAGUAGACCUGGGGCAGAUGAGCAGCUUCUACAUCGGCUUAGGCACACGCAUCAACUGCAACAUCUUCUCCUACGAUUACUCAGGCUACGGUGUUAGCACUGGAAAGCCUUCUGAGAAGAACCUUUAUGCUGACAUUGAUGCUGCCUGGCACGCCCUGCGCUCUCGGUAUGGCAUCAGCCCCGAGAAUAUUAUCCUGUACGGACAGAGCAUCGGCACGGUGCCCACAGUAGACUUGGCAUCACGGUUUGAGUGUGCUGCUGUGGUCCUCCACUCUCCUCUCACCUCAGGCAUGAGAGUGGCCUUCCCCGACACCAAGAAAACAUACUGCUUUGAUGCCUUUCCAAACAUCGAGAAGGUGUCAAAGAUUCCAUCUCCAGUGCUCAUCAUUCAUGGUACAGAGGACGAAGUGAUCGACUUCUCUCAUGGCCUCGCCCUAUUCGAGCGCUGUCCCAAGGCCGUGGAGCCCCUCUGGGUGGAGGGAGCCGGUCACAACGACAUUGAGCUUUACAGUCAGUACCUGGAGAGGCUACGGCGCUUUAUCAACCAGGACCUGGCUGCACAGCAUGCCUGAGAAAUGAAACAACAGCCUCUCUGUGUUAGUAUGAAUGAGACUGUGCGUGUGUGUGUGUGUGUGUGUGUGUGUGCGUGCAUGCACGUGUGUGAAAAAGAGGACGUUGGCAUGUUUGCAAAGUGUGGAUGAGAAAUAGACCUAAAAAGGAUGUGUGAUUUUUUUUGUCACAUCUGUGUGUCUUUGAAGCAGCACACCUUCAGGUUAAACACAAACACAACUUAUGUUCUGUUUCCUGUUUUGAAGGUGAGAACAUUUUUUAAUAUGUCAUUAGCUGUGUCCAUCUGUACGAGGCUGGCGAAACACUAAAAACGAGAAGAGAGAUGAGACAACUUUACGAAUGCAGUUAUAGAAGCGGGAAAAGUUCUGAAUUGCAGCUUUAAAAUGUGCUCACUCGAUGGAAUUAAGAAGAAGAAGUAACAACAAUGUGCUUUGUCCAAAAAGGCACACAGAUGUAAUUUUUGAAGUGUGACGUGUCGGUGAAUGUGCGUAUGAUGUGAGUGUUGCGUGUAUAUUCAUAUCUCCAUGGACCUGUGACACCUGAACAAUUGCGUGCACAUGUUGGCGUGUGUGUGAUUGCUGAUAGAAAUGAAGGACAUCCUGAUGACUUGGACAGCUGCAAGUGGAGGAGGCUUAUGGAGACUUAUCAAUAUUGGUGUUUUUGUUUUUCUUUUGUUUUUUUUUUUUUGCGUGUGUAUGUAUGAAGAAUACCUCCACAGCUUGACCAGUUCUCUCUCCAGUGGACUAACAUUGGUCAAGCAUGUGCCCCGCCCCCUCCUCCUCCUCCUCCUCCACUCCUUGUUUACCUGUUAAUGGACAUCCAUCUGACUGCCAGGGCAUUUCCCAAGUUGUCCAGCUAACACUAACCUGCUCUUUAUGUGUGGUUUGGGGGUCCAUCUCCUGUCCUUUGGUGUCAGUUACGGUGGAAAUGCGAGGACUAGUCUGGAAUACUGUCAUAGCUUGUAUGGCUGUUGGGUGUCUCAUACUUUCCCUAAUUUUUGACUCUGAAGAGAUCACAGAAUGGCCAGCUUCCAUGUUAUUUCCUGGCUGUAGCCCUUCACUCUCCACAGAAUUGCGGGCAACAGCUUACAGGGAAUAAUUGUGAUUUCCCCGUGUUUCUUUUUCCCACCCACAUUUUUUCCGGAACAAGAGUGAUGGCGUGGUCGAAAUGGAAACAGGUCUUUUGGAGGCACGCUGAGAAUAUCUGUUUUUUUUGGACAUUAAUCAAACAGCUACCAAAGUGCAGGUCUACUCAGUGAUUUUCACAUCUCAUUAGAUUGGUCGGCUGGAAACAGAAAGCUGUUGCCCUUCAGUAUACUAAUGGGUGACGUUUAAAGUUUAGACAGAGUGCGCUGGCUCGGUAACAGCAGCAAUAAGUCAGAUUUAGGGAAAAGUUUGACUUUUUCGAAAAAUGUGCUUUGCUGCUGAGUGUUUGAUGAGGAGAUUUGGACCUCUCAUGCAGACACUCCAGGAAGUGACUGCACCCAGACAAGAAACAGUCCAGCACAUAACACCCCAUAAAACCCUAACGUGUCGGAUACAAAGCGUUCUAGCUUUCACAGAGGUAGAAGGUGGGUUUUGUCAGCUUUGGAAAGUGCCACACUCGCCUUCCCCCCCACACACAUUUCCAGUCUUGGUGCUCAGCUGGAAGUCGCUAGUCGUUGCUUCAUAUUAUGACGGCGGUGUCAGUCUCCUCAUCUAACCCCCAGCAAGAAAGCAAAUAAGCACAUUUCCCAAAUGUCAAACUAAACAUUUGAGUCUGAAUUGCAGCUGUCGAGGUGGUUGUGUAUAAUUUGAUGGUGAACGGAGCCUCUUGGAGCUUUGAUGCUCUGGUUGGCUCUAGUAGAACAAAACGACAAAAUAGCUGCUCAGUUCACGAAACUAACGAGGAUUAUGUCCGUUUCAUUCAGAUGAACCAUCAGCAUCAUGGUGAUUAGCCUCUAGUCUUACAGCACUAUUUGUUUUCAGAGUCUUGUUCCAGUAGCACUCAUCACCAGAGUUAGUCAGCCUCCUGUUCAUAUUCACCCUCAGCACAUUACUUUCUAGCGUUUCUGUCUUGAUGUAAUUAAUCCAAACGUGUUUUGUCGUAGUGUGGGGCCAUGGAUCGUUUGUUUCAGAACCAUGCGUGUGUCGAUGUCAUGACUAACAAUGUGAUCGAGAUCAGGUGCCAGGAUGGGACAUCAUGCCUACUAGCUCUGUUUUAACCUCUGUGGCCCUAAAUGUACAGGAGCUCUCUUAUGGGUGGCAGCACGCUUCAUGUCUGACACAAGCCAUAUUUGAGCCUCUCACUGUUGGUGUGGUGCAGGUUCCACCACACACACACCUUUGCACAUCAUCACACGAACACACACACUCACACACACACACACAUCCAGACACAACACACACAUGCACACACAUACUGUAGUAUACAGUACACAUUUAUAUAUAUCAGAUCAAGCAUGACAAAAGCAGGUCUUAAGUUCAGCACUAUUGUACAAAGCAUCCAAAGUGUAAUAAGGGUAUAAAAUGUAAGUCUCUGUGUCUUCUUCAUUAUUAUUGACUGUGUUAUACAGGCCAGCAUCAAGGAUACAAGUGUCCUGUUUGGAGGAUAAGCCCUGUGUGUAGACCUGAAAAAGUACGAGAAGGAGCCUGCUGCUCAGGAGACCCGUCAGUUUCAGUGGUAGUAGCUGUGUUUUGUUAAAGGGAACAUUUACUGAACUAGCGCUGAUCUGAUUACUCCAUUUUGGGAGUGCACGUGGGUCUCAGUAAGUAGCGGAAAAGGUUACCGAACACCACUCACUUCCUGUCAUCAUUUUGAACAGGGAAGAUUCCCGUUCUCAUCCUGUGCUUCGUGUCUCCGAUAUUUGAAUAAUGGAAAUCUGUUACCUUCUUGAACCAGGGAUCUGAGCUGUCAGAAGAAGUGGAGCGAGUUCUCGCCUCUCUCCGGAAGUAAACCUCAGUUUUCUCUUGGACAGGUUGAGUUUUCAGGGAAACCUCUGGAUCCAUAUUUCAGUCAUGGGGUAAAAGGAACAGGGUAGAAACUUGCCGUUUUAUUGAUGCACCACUAUGGUUGACGUAUAUUGUAUCCUCUGGCCUUGAAUGUUUAUUGAUGGGGGGUGGGGUGGGGGGGUGAACAGUGAAAACUGUAUGCAUGUCUGUUGUGUUUUGCAGAGCAAAUGACGGGACGGGACAUUAUCUAUUGUGUAGUCUAUGUGAGGGUAAAGCUGAACUCAUGGCAUUGGAACAUUGAAGCGCUUUUUAAAAAAACAAAAAAACGGGACAUUUAUUUGACUUUUUUUAUUGCUGAUACUAACUGAUGUAUUGUUGAGUUUUGUGCUAGAGUUUGAGUGGGGCAGUGGUGGGAGGGUGGGGGGGGGACUAGACAAUAUUAGUGGACUGUUUAUAUGGUUACUGUACUUACCUAUUCUAUUCUUUGUAUUAUGAUUUGUAAUUUUAUGUUGUUUUGAACUGAGAAUAUGAUGUAAUGAAAUUAAUUCAUGGGACUGAAUCUUGACCUUUUUAUGGACAACAAAAUAAUAAAAGAUCACUUAUGUACAAAAACAUGAAAAACAAA
Molecule: messenger RNA, 4894 nt
Organism: Stegastes partitus (bicolor damselfish)
Lineage: Eukaryota; Metazoa; Chordata; Actinopteri; Pomacentridae
Product: alpha/beta hydrolase domain-containing protein 17A-like
Exons: 6
Coding region: 250-1341 (363 amino acids)
Biological process (GO): regulation of postsynapse organization; protein depalmitoylation
Cellular component (GO): plasma membrane; endosome membrane
Molecular function (GO): palmitoyl-(protein) hydrolase activity
Source: RefSeq, a predicted model, not a curated record